Camellia sinensis is the source of this 393-nucleotide messenger RNA. NCBI's taxonomy places the organism in Eukaryota, Viridiplantae, Streptophyta, Magnoliopsida, Ericales, Theaceae. The record is from RefSeq and is a predicted model, not a curated record.
AUGUGUACUAUUAUUAUUACAGGUGUAGUUCAUCAACUUGCAAUAGAGUUCGACACGUACAAGAAUGAAUUCGACCCGGAUGAUAACCACAUCGCAAUUGACACCGUAAGCGUACAAAACCCGGUUGCGGUGAAGAGCCUCAACAGCACCGGAAUAUAUCUCAAGACGGGUAGAGAAAUAACGGUUCGCGUCGAAUAUGAUGGGUGGACCAAGAAUCUUCAGAUUUAUGUCUGGUAUAAUGGGGAUCCACUAGUGAGCUUUCUCAAUCAUACAAUGAAGUUGUGGCAUACAAUUCCUAGCUCUGUUUACGUGGGCUUCACAGCCGCCACAGGUGGAUCCGCAAGGGCAGAUUCCAUUGUAGGGAACCUUCUAACUUCUAAAGAGUUGUUGUAG